Molecule: messenger RNA, 1773 nt
Organism: Penicillium crustosum
Lineage: Eukaryota; Fungi; Ascomycota; Eurotiomycetes; Eurotiales; Aspergillaceae
Product: GNAT family N-acetyltransferase
Exons: 2
Coding region: 1-1773 (590 amino acids)
Source: RefSeq, a predicted model, not a curated record
AUGGCAGAAGAAACCGAAAUACCUAUGCCAUUCCGUGGUAGGACUGCUGUAUAUCGAAAGCCGCCCAAUAAAUCCAACAAGUUGAAAUCGACCAUGGUCCUGAAUGGCUCUAGUUCAGUUUCAGCCAUGCUUCAUGUUUUCGAAUCCAUGGACGAAAUGGAAAGAAACAAGCUGAUACAGAGCAUAGAGAAUCUGAGCUGGACACAAACUUGGGAUUUGACAAAACAGUUUGACAAACAGAGAAGACAGAAGAUGCCCGUGCAGCAGCCUCUAUUCGGCAUGGAAAACGAGAGUCACUCCUGCCCUGAGAUGCUCCCCGCAGCGAGGGAUGGGCCUGGGAUCGAUUUGGGCAGCGUUGUCUAUCAGUUGCUCGCAAAACCUAGGACAGCCGAAGGUGUUGAGGAACCUGAGCAAUGGGCAACAGCCGAGCCCCCGGACUGUAUUCCUGACGAUGAACAUGAAGAAGUCAAAAAAACGGUCAGCAAUGUGGAGUUUCGGACCCAGUGGGAUGCCCGACGCAAAAGUCAAGCAAAGGCAUACGCAAAAUCUCGUCGUAUCUUCCCAAUCGUCCAAAAUGGCAUCCUUGCCUUCACAUCGGACCGCCGCAACGCUGUGUACGAGCCGGAGCGGUCUCUUCUUGAUGACUGGACUUUGGAUAUCCGAGGAGGAGAUGAUCGAUGGCAUGAACUCAAACAUAGAAUUACAUCGUUUGAUCUCCCCAACGCGAGUGUCAGAAAGCAAUUCCGAAAAUGGUGGGAUCAGCUUCCAGCAGGACACCAAGUCGACAUCUGUCAUGUUGCCUUCUUUGACGGAACCGCGAUACCCGACGGACAAUCUUCUUUGUUUCUGCCCGAUAUGAAGCAUAUCCCCACACCUAGGGACAUGAAAGACGAGCAGACACGCCUGCAUUGGCACGAGACAUCGGAAGGCUACGUAUACAACCUGGGGAAGAUCAACAAAAAACGAAAGAAGAAGGAACAGGAACACCAAGAGCACCUGCGCCGCACUGCGGCUUACCGUGCUUGGCUAGAAUUGCCACCAGAUUCAAAGGUUGUUCCACCCGGCAUCUAUCUGCGUCCUGCAGAGCAGUGUGACGCUUCUUCUAUCCUUGAAAUAAUGAACUGGUAUGCUCAAAACUCAGCUUUGAGCAGUGAAACCCGAUCUAUGGAAGUGAAUGCCCUUGGGGAGCUUCUUCAAUUUUGCCGAGAAAACCACCUCCCCUUUGUCGUUGCUGCCCGACGUCCAACAGAGCGCCUAUGUCGCAACCAGAUCGACCCUGUGGUUGGCUACGCCUAUGUCAAAUUCCAUCGACACGGCAAGAGCGCUGAUAAGAACAUGGGUGAGCUGCAUGUCUUCGUCCAAGAGAGCAGCAAGAGGCAGCAUAUUGGACGGGCACUUGUUGAUAUGGUCCUCUCUUGUUUUGAUGUGACAUGUGGACAAAGCAAGGAUUACGAUUUUGACCAAACUGGUACAGUGCAGUACGGUGCGGGCUAUGGCCGCUCUCUCACAGCAAUGGUUUGCGCCAUUGCAACAUCACCGGAGGCCCAGGAGGAGCAUGCCUGGAUCAAGAAGUGGUUGGAGAGGGACUUUGGCUUUGAGGAAAAGUGCGUAUUUGAGAAUGCGAGAGUGAAGAGUGGCAAGAGCUUUGAUCUUCAAUACAUGGCUCGUCGCAUCGGGGGCCCAUAUUUGAACGAUGGGGUCAAGGGCCGACCUCAGGCUCAAGCCCAGCCCCAGGGGAGUGGUCCCCAGUCUGCGAUACUCAACUACGUCUGA